AGGGAGAAGAUAAAAAAACAAAGACCAUCCACAGUACUCGUGCGCAAUCAACAGAUCAAAGGCACGAGACGUCCGAAUCUAAACAGCAAUUAAGACCAGACCCAAUAAGGAUUAGACUUACUUGAGCUGCCAAAGGACCUUAGUGUUAGUCUUGAGUCGUGGUCAUCACCAUGUCUACGCUCCUGGGGCUGAAGAGCAGCGUGCUGAGGCAGGUUCAGAGGAGUCAAUCCCUUUGGGAACGCCAGGAGCCCCCAUCACCCACCUGCAUCCCCGUGGCCAAGGCUGCCGAGGCCAUCACCACUAAUCCUGCUGCCACCACCCACAGAAUUUCCGACAGAAAGGAGUUCUUCGUGCGAAUGAAUGAAAUUCUUCUGAAGCAAGAUCGCAUACUUGACGACGGCCAGGGAGAGCAUGUCCUGUUCCCCCCUGUCCUGGAGCAUCCAGGCCCCGUGUUCCCUAUCAGUAAAGCAAGCAGGCAAGAGCUGGAUCUUCUGUAUGAGGAGGCAGUGUAUACCAUCCUGAAUCAGGUCGGGCUUCCAUCCCCAGACCACAUCACCAGUGAACUAGACCUCUUCAACUAUCUGCAGAAGGUUUUUGAUAUUGGUCAGGAAGAACAUGACAUAAUUCUACAAAAAGUCAAAGAGUCCAAGAGACCAAGUUAUGCACUCAGAGUUUCUGUCAUGAAGGCGAAGAAUUUGAUGGCCAAGGAUGCUAAUGGAUUUAGUGACCCCUACUGCAUGCUGGGGCUGCUGAUCAGGCAGAGCCCUAAGGAGCCAGAGGACAGACGGGAGCGGCGGUUCAGCUUCCGUAAGCGGCGUGAGAAGCUAGACAAGUGUGGUAGUAGCUCCAAGGAGGUCCUGUCCACACAAAUUCAAGCCACUGAAGUAAAACCCGAAACCCUUAACCCUGUAUGGAAUGAGCAUUUUAUUUUUGACAUUAAUGAUGUAUGUGGUGAGGUUCUUCAUUUGGACAUCUGGGACCAUGAUGACGACGUGUCUGUAGUUGAGGCCUGCAAGAAGCUGAAUGAGAUCAGUGGCAUCAGAGGAAUGGGAAGAUACUUUAAGCAGAUUGCCAAAUCUGUGCGGGCCAAUGGUUCAGCCUCGUCAGGCAGUGAAGAGAAUGCUGACGACUUCCUGGGCUGCCUCAACAUCCAUUUAAGCGAAAUCCCAGUAGGAGGACAUAAUGACUGGUUUAAGCUAGAGCCUCGCUCUACUGCCUCCAAAGUACAGGGAGACUGCCACCUCAUCAUGCGCCUUCUUACCAGUCAGAGAGACACAGAGCUGAGUCGAACUGAGUCCAGCAUGAACAUCCACAAGAAGAUGCUUUGUCAAAUCCUGGACUAUGAACACUCUCGUGCUCAGGUGGAGCCGUAUAAUUGGAAUGGCAAGCUGAGUGCACCUGCAAGAACAGUCAUCUGCCACCAUGCUAUGCAAGCAGACCUCUCUACACUACAGCAAACAAUCAUACACUGGGAAUGCUACAGCAGCCACCACCGGUCCCAGAGGAUGUGUUACUCCUCUCUACUGGAAUUCCUCCAGACCAUUGAUAUGGAAUGGGACUAUUCUGCUGUGCAUGGGGACCUGGAGGUGUUGCUGAUAGAUAGUUUGAGGCUGCAUCGCGAGUACUGCCUCUUCCUCAUAGAGAACCUGCAUGAGGUCUUCCCCUGCGCCCAUCCGCUGGCUGUCAAUCACUGCGAGCUCAUGCUGAGAGGUCUGGGGUUCAUGCAGACUAUGGAAAUAUUCCAUAAGGUGUUUCCUGCAACUCAUGAAAUACAACUGGAAAUGGCGACAUCCAUAAAGAAAGGAACAAUGAAAUGGUAUGACAGAAUGGUUGCACAGUACAAGAAUGAAGAAGUGGCAUUGGAGGAGGAGCUCCACCAGCUCAUUAAGGUGGUGGACCAUGUCUGUGCUGAUGUACAGAGAGGGCAAAACAUCUACAGCAAGCUCUUCCAAAGCACCAUUAAUGUGGACUUCUUUAACAUCUCCUAUCGCCAACUGGAGAGACUGGUGACGGAGCAUGUGAGCGUGGUGAUGGAGAAGGUGUCUGGCACCUUGGAGCAGGAGACUACCAGACUGACCCAGGCCAUGGGGGAAGCCCUCUUUGAACUCUACAUAUCCAUGAAAAUACUCAAACGAUUUGGAGAAUACCUGCCCCUGAAGGAUAAGAAGAUGCUGGCGUUGAACGGCUUCCAUAACUGCUUCAAGAGUGCCAUCCACAAGUGGCUGCAGAUUGUUCAUGAGCAGUCAUGUGACCGAAUCCACCGAGCAGUGGAAGCGGACCAGCUUGUGGUUAUUGAGGCCAAGGGUAAGCACAGCUCGUCGGCGGUGGAUGUGACGGUGUGCUUCAGCCAGGUACAGGGCUUCUGGGCUCAGCUAGCCUGGCCCGACACCACAGGAGCCUUCAUCUUCAUCACCAGACUCACAGAUAACAUUUGCAAUGAGGCUGUGUAUUACUCAGAGCUUCUAAAACGGAAGAUUGAAAGGAGCAAUCAGGCACAACACCCGAAGAGCAUAAUUGUGGAGUUUUGCGUGGCGCUGAACAACAUAGCCCACGUGCACGCGUACCUGGGCGGCCUGCCUCACGAGCUGGACUGGAAGUGUCUUGAGCAGGCCAUGGAGGAGUCGUGCGGGGACGAGGGACGCAGCCAGGCCACCAAGGCCCUCAACGGACAGCUGCAAAACGCUGUCACCGAACUGCACAGACAAUCAGACCACCUAAUCGCACUGCUGACCGAGAAGAUGCUGUAUGAAUUAAGGAAGUAUAUCCAGCACAUCAGCCUUUCUCCAGAUUCCAUCCAGAAUGACGAUGCAGUAACUCCUCUAAUGAAAUACCUAAGUGACAUGUUGGUCAUACUGAGUGAAGCUCUCAUCAAAGAAAAUCUCAACAGGGUCCUCUUGGCUUUGUGGGAACUGCUCUUGAGACUGAUUUUAGACACGGUGAAGGACAACAGAGGUGUCCAGAUAGAGUUCUACGCCCGCUUCCAACACACUAUGGAGUUGUUGCUGCAAUUCUUCAAUGCUGGAGGGGAAGGCAUUGCCCUGGAGGACCUUAAAACUGAAGACUACAAGGCUGUAGAUGAAGAGCUGCGUCAAAAUAAGUGUUCAUCCUUUGAGUUGAUUGAACAGUAUUUUCUGGAGAAGAUUUCACAACAGAGAGUACUGAAACACACCAAGUUUGGCCGCAUCAGUGUUAAGUGCUACUAUGACGCACCUGAGCAGAGACUGACUGUGGAGAUCCUUCACGGUGCUGACCUCAUCGCCCUCGACACCAAUGGUUUGAGUGACCCCUUCGUGAUAGUGGAGUUGUGCCCUCAUCACCUCUUCCCCUUCGCCAAAAGUCAAAGAACUCAGGUCAAACUGAAGACUCUGCAUCCAGUGUUUGAUGAACUCUUCUAUUUCCAUGUCAGUCCGGAGCAGUAUAGGCACAGAUACGCCUGCAUAACCUUCACGGUGAUGGACUACGACUGGCUGUCCACCAACGACUUUGCUGGAGAGGCCGUUGCGCCGCUAAGCGACUUCUGCUGGCCUGGAAGAGCAACUGCGACUGCCACCGGGAAAACCCUGCAGCCCGUGGUCCUCCACCUGUCCCGGGAGAACCCAUGCGAAAAGCACAUCAUCAAGCUACUGGAUGCCAGGAAAGGAGACCGGGAGGCUCAGGAGUUUGUCAAGAGGCUUAAGGAAAUAGCGAAAUGUAUGGAGGAGGAAUAGAGGAUAGCCCACAUUCCUGCUGAAGAAGUCAGUGUUGUGCGUUUUGUAUGUUGUAUUUGCGGAGUUUAUGCCGAAAUGUUUACACAUGUUCGAUCCGUUUGAGUAAAUGCAGUACUAAUUCAACUUUACAGUUGCAUGUCAUGCUAUUGUUUUGUGUUAUGAUAAAUUAUAAAUUAUAUUGAUGAAAGGGAAACUUAAACUUUUGUGUUGUUAUAAAUUAUAAAUUAUAAACUAUAUUGAUGAAAGGAAAACUUAAACUUUUGUGUUGUUAACAUUAGUGCCAUGCUAUCUCGUGUCAAAAAACACAUGUUCCUAUGUGGUUAUACUGUAAAUGGUCAUUUGUUUGUCACAUACAAUUUCAAUUUGGUUUCUUGUGAGCAAAACUUGUUGAUUAUUGUACUGUAUUUUCAGUGUGAUUUUCUUGUCGAUUCUAAGUGGUUUUCAGUGUACAUUUACGUCUCUUAAAAAUAGUCUUUAUACUGUACAGAUUUGGAGAACCUUUGAAAAAUAUUUCCACUUUGGCAUUAAAAUUUGCUAAAUCGAUGUAGCAACCUGGAGCAGAGGUGUAUACCGUAGAUGUAGAAGUACUCUUACUGAUGAAAUGACAACACUAGUACACGAGCUAACAUAGAUUUCACACCAGUUAUUCCCCUCUACCUAAACAGGUGGAUACACUGUAAGAGUGCUUUUGCUUCUGCUUAUUCACCUCUUUCCUGGAGUGGGUAUUCUGAAGAUGUGAAGCCAACAGAAGGAAAGCUAUUGGGUAACAUUCGUUAUUAAUAAUAGGUGAACAUUGUACUUGUUGUGCACUUACUGAGUUGCUGUGUUCACCUACUGUAUACCGUAGUCAUUGCUGCACUGGGGUGAUUAUUUGUCUUAAGUUGUUUGGUAUUUGUCAUCAGUAGCAGCAUUUGCCAAGUGUGUGAUCUGGGUUAUGGAGUGGCUUUGGUGAUUUCCUCAGUACGCUGCAUCUCUUGAUGGCUAUUCACCACAGGUAUCCCCAGAAAUGUCAACCCUGGCAGAUUCAGAAAGUUAAAAAAAAAACAUUUUCUUCAUUGUAGGCAGCUGGACCUCCUUGUAGCUUUAAUUUGUUUAGAGAAAAGCUGCGCUCUCAAUUGCAAAUCUUAUAUCUAUUCAUCAGGAUAGCAUGACAGACUAGAUCAGGGAUGUCAAAGUCAGGCCCGGGGGCCAACUCUGGCCCGCAGAGUAAUUUUAUUCUGCCCGCAAGAUUUCAAAUCUGAAAUACGUAUUACAGUUGAAAUUUGGUGUGCCAAAGGACUAUGAGUGGUCCCAGGCUAAUGAAAUAGCUUACACUCAUAUACAACACAAUAUGAGCAGGCACAUUUGAGCAUAUACUGUAUGUAUGAUGGGAAAGAGUGUGUGUGAGUAGUUAGCUAUGAGUAUUAGGUGCAUGCACGCACAAUUUUAGUCCAUUAAAAAACAACAACAAAAAAAACAGUUUAGCCCGCAAGUUCGUUCCAGAUUUUGAUUUUGCCCCCCAGUCAAUUUGAGUUUGACACCCCUGAACAAGAUUGACAUUUUGGCCUAAAUCAUCUUCAGCAUCUUUUUUGAAAUGUGAAGAGACUUCUACUCCUUAGUCCUUAGUCAUUCAACAAAACUUUCUUUUUUUAAAUGGUGACCUGGGUGAAUGAGCACCUUCACAGACUGCCACAUUUUAUUCUUUAACGAAGUGGUGACUUCACUCCACUGAGUAACUAAUGGAGUGAUUGAUGGUCAUUAUGUAGGCUGUCCACUAACCCUUUUGAGUGGAUAGAUUAUUUAUUUGUCCUUUCGGAAAUUUGUUCUGUGCCAUUUUCAGUGCAUCUGAUACAAUUACAAAGACAUUACAAUAAACAAGAACACAAUAGACAAA
Engraulis encrasicolus (European anchovy) is the source of this 5580-nucleotide messenger RNA. RefSeq names its product BAI1 associated protein 3 (gene baiap3). Gene Ontology annotation, cellular component: late endosome membrane; secretory vesicle; recycling endosome membrane. Gene Ontology annotation, molecular function: SNARE binding. The record is from RefSeq and is a predicted model, not a curated record. Bases 171 to 3707 code for a protein of 1178 amino acids. Gene Ontology annotation, biological process: positive regulation of neurotransmitter secretion; regulation of dense core granule exocytosis. Lineage: Eukaryota; Metazoa; Chordata; Actinopteri; Clupeiformes; Engraulidae. The transcript is spliced from 34 exons.